AGAAAAGGCACAAAUUAGGGAGGAAAGUAGUGCCGCAACAAAAAUUGAUUCUGUUGCAUUCAUAAACAAGUUUCAGUUUUUGUUUCCACCAGUUUAACGCUCGCAACAAUGGCGUCAGUAGCUGCUGCUAAAGUAACCCCAUAUUCCAUUACAACGGCUAAUCCGAAAAAAUAUCUAUUUUCCCACAAAUUCUCCAUAAAAGUCUCUUUUUGCCCAGACUCGCCGAGCCCAAGACUCGUCGCAGUUAAUUCCAACAACCCGAAUCUCGAUUCCGUCAAUUCUGUUUCCGGGUUUGGAUCGGGGCCAGGAAGCGCGGAAAGUUCGCAUGAGUUUCCGUCUCCUUGCGCUGCCAUUGAUUUUCUCACAUUGUGUCAUCGCUUGAAGUCUACGAAACGGAAAGGAUGGCUGAAUCAUGGCAUAAAGGGUCCUGAAUCAAUAGCUGAUCACAUGUAUCGUAUGUCAUUGAUGGCUUUGAUUGCUGAUGAUGCUCCUGGUGUCAACAGGGAACGGUGUAUCAAGAUAGCAAUCGUUCAUGAUAUUGCAGAAGCCAUUGUUGGAGAUAUAACCCCAUCUGAUGGUGUGCCAAAGCAUGAAAAGAGUAGAAUGGAGCAAGAGGCAUUAGAUGAAAUGUGCAAGGUUCUUGGUGGCGGGAUGAGGGCUGAAGAAAUACAAGAACUAUGGCAAGAGUACGAAACCAACUCAUCUUUAGAGGCCAACCUUGUGAAAGAUUUUGAUAAAGUUGAAAUGAUUCUACAGGCGUUAGAGUACGAAACAGCAGAGCAUGGGAAGAUAUUGGACGAAUUCUUUCUGUCAACUGCAGGAAAAUUUCAAACUGAAAUCGGGAAAAGAUGGGCAGCCGAAAUCAUUUCCAGAAGAAAUUCGAGAUGAACAAAUAGGCCUAACUAGGCCCUUAAUCCAUCUCGCUGGACUAGCUAUCAAUUAAGUUUAGUCAUCUUAUAUUUCUGUCGUCAUCCUCGGCCGUUCCUGACAAGGAGCAACGCCGUGGAAGACUGAGCAGAAAUCGCGUAUUUUAACGAGUUCCUUCUUUCCCUGAGAGACGACCUUGUUUUAGUAGUUUUAAUAAUGCAGUGAUACUUACUUCUCUUGUAGGUUAUUAUUAUGCGUAAGAAAAAGCAGUACUUUUUGUGAAUUAUCAAUAAUAAGUCGAAUCCUCGUUUUUAUUA
Salvia splendens (bonfire salvia) is the source of this 1184-nucleotide messenger RNA. Its product is annotated as 5'-deoxynucleotidase HDDC2-like. The record is from RefSeq and is a predicted model, not a curated record. Gene Ontology annotation, molecular function: 5'-deoxynucleotidase activity. Lineage: Eukaryota; Viridiplantae; Streptophyta; Magnoliopsida; Lamiales; Lamiaceae. Gene Ontology annotation, cellular component: cytoplasm. Bases 109 to 888 code for a protein of 259 amino acids. The transcript is spliced from 8 exons.